AAACCGACCGACAACGCGUCUCGUGUCAUCCGUGAGUGUUCGACAAUCCGGCAACCGACCUGGACGCAGAGGAUGACGACGGCAGCACGACUCGUGGGCUGGACCGUGGUGCUGCUGGGCAUCUGCGCCACGACUGCCGAUGGCCACUACCUCGACUCGUACUACUGCGGCCAGGACAACUGCUACGAGCUGCUGGGCGUGUCGCGCGAAAGCACCAAGCAGGAGAUCGCCAAAUCGUACCGCCAGCUCGCCCGGAAGUACCACCCGGACCUGCACCAUGGCGCGGAGCAGAAGCAGGCGGCCGAGGAAUCGUUCAAGCGGAUCGCGACCGCGUACGAGGUGCUGAAGGACGAGGAGUCGCGCAACGACUACAACUACCUACUGGACAAUCCGCAGGCGUACUACGCGCACUUCUACCGGUACUACCGCCGGAAGGCGAAGAUUGACGUGCGGCUGGUGAUCGUGGUGACGAUAAGCAUCAUCUCCGGCAUCCAGUACGUGACGCGCUGGCAGCGGUACGAUACCGCCAUCAAGUACUUCAUGUCGCUGCCCAAGUACCGGAACAAGGCGAUGGAGAUGAUCAACCAAUCGAACGGGGGAGGCGGCGGUGGCGCUGGCGGGAGUGGCAAGCAGGGCCGGGUCAAGCUGUCCAAGGCGGAGCAGCGCAAGGAGCACGACGAGCAGAUCCGGAAGGUGAUCGAGAACAACAUGGACAUCCAGGGUGCGUACGCGAAGCCGGAAAUCAAGGACAUCCUCUGGAUACAGCUUUUCCUGCUGCCGUACACGGUCGGCCGGUACCUCUGGUGGGCGGGCCGGUGGGUGUGGAAGUUUACGCUGCUGAAACAACCGUACGGGCGCGAGGAGCAGCUCUACCUGAUCCGCCGGUACAUGCGCCUCACCGCGGUCCAGUUCGACGCGAUCGAGCCGGAAACGGUGGAGCAGUUCCUGCGGCAGCAGCUCUGGAUCAAGUCCAACUACGACCGGUGGAAGGUGGAGCAGGAGAACGAGAAGAAGAAGCAGAUGGCAGACAAUCCCCGGUACAAGGCGUACCGCCGGUACAUGAAAAAUCACGGCCCGGGCCGGCUCACGUUCGAGGAGUGAAGAGGUGGCUGGAGGUUAACCGUUUUUUCUUCUUUUGGUUAAAUAGUUUCUACGCGUUUUUCCGUUCCGUUCAUUCGGCGGCUGCAAAGAAAACACAUCUGUAAUUAUUUAUUGACAAACCCCCCAGCCCCACCAAGCGAGGCGGGGGGAGCGAAGGCGUUUUCCGAAGCUGCUUGGAAGAAGAAGUGUGGAAUGUGCGGAGGUGUGUGUAUGUUUUUGCGUUGAAUAAAGCUCGACGACCCUCUCGCUACUCCUGGUCGCGAUUUCCA
Messenger RNA from Anopheles merus, 1370 nucleotides. RefSeq names its product dnaJ homolog subfamily C member 25 homolog. The transcript has a single exon. Gene Ontology annotation, biological process: protein folding. Gene Ontology annotation, cellular component: endoplasmic reticulum membrane. The coding region runs from base 73 to 1101 and encodes 342 amino acids. The record is from RefSeq and is a predicted model, not a curated record. NCBI's taxonomy places the organism in Eukaryota, Metazoa, Arthropoda, Insecta, Diptera, Culicidae.